Messenger RNA from Lactuca sativa (garden lettuce), 816 nucleotides. RefSeq lists its product as uncharacterized. The record is from RefSeq and is a predicted model, not a curated record. NCBI's taxonomy places the organism in Eukaryota, Viridiplantae, Streptophyta, Magnoliopsida, Asterales, Asteraceae.
UUUUAUCUUCCAACGUUGUAUUUUCCAAAGACGUCGUUUUCCUCUACGGAUAUUUUCUGUAAUUGAAUCUUGCCCUGCCUUCCACUCCUCAGUUUCUUGCCGAUAAAGAGACCCAAACAUUCCAAAUUUCAGCUUCAACCCACCAACAACACCACCUCAUUCUCGAUCCAAUAUCCACAAUCCGCCACCACUAAUCAACCAAAUGACCACCACCGACCACCGUAACCUAAACAGCACCACCAUCCACGUCAUGGCAUUAGACGGAAUCGUGAACGUCAAUUCCCUUUUCACACUCGGUCUCUUCCUUGGUCUUGCCGUUAACCCCGCCGACCCAAAUUACACCCUCGUGGACUCCUCCUCCGCGACCACAUGCCUCAUGUCCUCCUCCACCGCCGAGAAGUUGGUCGCCUUCCAUGUCUAUUCUUUCAGUUCCUUCCUGUUCUCGAGCCUUAUUGCUUUCGCGCUCAAACAAGCCAUUAGAACAGCCAAAGAUGGGGACACGCGGAUUCAGGUGAGUGAUGACACCAUCGCUCAUGUUAAUUUGAGGGUCUUACGAGCUGGGAUUUUGGCGUCGGCUACUGGAUCGGUGUCUGGAUGUUUGUUUUUGACUGCUGCGCUGGUUGAUUUGGUUGAGAUUAAGCUCGGAAAAUUGGGUUGUUCCGAUUGGUAUGGUGUGGCUGCGGUUGUGCCGUUGGUAGUGUUGGUGCCUUUGGCUCUUGUUUUUUAUAUAUGCAUUGUGUUGCAUGCAUUCGCUACUUAGUAGCUUCAUAAUUGUACUCUACAAAUAUUUAUAAGUCAAAACUCAAAUCAAGAAAA